CUGUUGUGUAGUCGCAGCGUGUGCUGCUAUUUUAACAGUAUUGACAUUAUACCUGCAAUUGCCCGGGCACCGUGUGAUCUGUCCCUGUCAGCACCUGCACUCAGAUCAUGAUUUUACAAGGACACAGCAACAUGAAUAUGAACCCCAGCGCCAAUCUUCAUACCCACCAACCUGCCUGGACCGGCCCUUACACUGCGUGUGAUGGAUUCUUCAGUGGCCAGUGGCAUGAGAUUCACCCUCAAUACUGGACCAAGUUCCACGUCUGGGAAUGGCUGCAGCAGCUCAUGGACACCAACCAGCUGGACGCGAGCUGCAUCCCCUUCCAGGAGUUUGACAUCACAGGGGAGCUUCUGUGUGGGAUGACCCUCCAGGACUUCACCCAAGCAGCCGGCUCGGCUGGGCACAUCCUAUACAACAACGUGCAGCAUCUCAAGUGGCACGGUCACUGUGAUAGCCAAAUGCUGCAGACGUUCAACGUUGUCAUAAAGACGGAACAAGCAGAACACCAUUCAAUCACCCCUUGGAAAGACGAUAGCUACUUAUACGACAACAGCUAUGAAGAACUCUACGAAGACAAAGCAUUUUGUCGAAAUCAGCUGUCCGUGGCAUCGUCUAAUCCCUACGCCGUAGAGCAUGUGGAGGCUGACGUAAAGAAAACUCACGACCAUCCCCAGAAACCCGGCUCCAAGAAGCACAACCCCCGGGGCACCCACUUGUGGGAAUUUAUCCGGGACAUCCUGCUUACUCCAGAAAGAAACCCCGGUUUGAUAAAAUGGGAAGACCGAUCCGAGGGGGUCUUCCGGUUCCUGAAGUCCGAAGCAGUUGCUCAGCUGUGGGGGAAAAAGAAAAACAACAGCAGCAUGACGUACGAAAAGCUGAGCCGCGCCAUGAGGUACUAUUACAAGAGAGAGAUCUUGGAGCGCGUGGACGGCAGAAGGUUAGUGUACAAGUUCGGGAAGAACGCUCGCGGAUGGAAGGAAAAUGACAGCUGAAGCCCCUACGGAUUUGGAAGAAAAGACAAUUUUAUUUAUGUAAAAAAAAAAAGAUAUAUAAGAAAAAAAAAAAACAAGAAGAAGAAAAUAAUAACUUCAAAGGAACGAUACAGACGUCGGUGCUGAUGAAGCUAUUUCUCUUUUAUUUUUCGGAAGAGACAUGUACACAGUUUUCUGUGAAAUGUGGCAUUAUUGUAUGUUAUUGAUAUACCGCAUUGGUUUUUUGGGUGGGAAUCGUAAGAUUUUGUUAUAAGAUGAAUGAAAAGUUUGUAUUAUAAAGUAUGUAGUGUUCAGCUGGCCUCCUGCCACCUGCUCCUAUGAAUAAUUCUCAGCGUCACCUCCUGUGUAUACACAAACACCCUAUAACGUGUCCUCAAACAUUUGGGCCGGUUUUAUUAAAAGGAUCAACAAAUAAGAUUUAUUUGCUUCACAUAUUUCUCUCAUUCAGCAAAUCAGCUGUUGUGUUUCCUAACUUCAGAGAAGUGGCGCCUGUUGGCUUUUGUGCAUGAACGGAUCACCUGUUCCAAAGUAUUCUUCACUUAAGGUUGUGUCUAGCCCAUGCAUACAGAAGAACUUCCCAGAGCUCUCCCUCUUUUGGUGGAGUGUUUUAGGCCAUGCCUAGAUAGUCUUGAGCAGGAGGGAAAGUGAGUAAGGAGUAGGCAUGCCCAAGAAAAAAAAAAAAAGAAGAAAGUGACCCGGAGACCCAGGGAAGCAUCACCCUACCCAGAGACUCCGGGUCAAACCCAGG
Spea bombifrons (plains spadefoot toad) is the source of this 1740-nucleotide messenger RNA. RefSeq names its product ETS homologous factor (gene EHF). The record is from RefSeq and is a predicted model, not a curated record. The transcript is spliced from 9 exons. Gene Ontology annotation, molecular function: sequence-specific DNA binding; DNA-binding transcription factor activity, RNA polymerase II-specific. Gene Ontology annotation, biological process: cell differentiation; regulation of transcription by RNA polymerase II. Gene Ontology annotation, cellular component: nucleus. NCBI's taxonomy places the organism in Eukaryota, Metazoa, Chordata, Amphibia, Anura, Pelobatidae. The coding region runs from base 108 to 992 and encodes 294 amino acids.